AAAGUUUAAUUAAAAUCAAAUCUGCGUUUACAGUUCAGUUUUGCAAUCAUGGUACUGACUGCGGUGUUGGUGUUUCUCAGUGCACUGGGACCUGUUAUAGCAAUUCGACUGGAUGGAAAUGGGUACACUGAUAUUCUCAUUGUUAUCAACCCACAGGUGCAAGAGAAUGAAGAACUGAUCCAUCAGACCAAGGAAAUGAUCAUCAGUGGAUCAAAUUAUCUAUUUGAAGCUUUAGACCACAAGGUGUUCUUCAAGGAGGUGAAAAUACUCGUCCCACCAAACUGGACAACAGGAAAGUAUGAGAAAGCAAGAAAUGAAUCCUAUGAAAAGGGCAGAAUAAUAAUUGACAACCCACAUCCUUCAUUUGGUGAUGAUCCAUACACUCGUCAGACCAAAGGCUGUGGAGAGGAGGGUGAUUACAUUCAUUUCACACCAAACUUCUUGUUAAACAAUGAUCUCAUCCAAGUAUAUGGACCUCGAGGACAGGUUUUUGUGCAUGAAUGGGCUCACCUCAGAUGGGGGGUAUUUGAUGAAUAUAAUAAGAAAGAACCCUUCUAUGAGAAGCUUGGUGAAAUUCUACCGACAAGGUGUACUGAGAAGAUUACUGGCCAGUGGCAUGAAAUUAUUCACCAGCAAACUCGACCUUGCCAAUUUGAUGAAAACGGAAAACCAACAUCCCAGUGCGAAUUCCUUCCAGAUAAAGUGCAAGAGACAAAUGCUUCAAUAAUGUACCUACAAAGUUUAGAAUCUGUAAAAGCAUUUUGUCAAGAAGGGGAACACAACAUUGACGCUCCCAAUGAGCAGAACACGAAGUGUUCAAACAAAGCCACACAAACCGUCAUCUUUCAGGAUUCUGUGGACAAAGAUGCCCUUCAAAAUCUAAAGCCUCUUUCAUCUGCACCACCAACUCCAACGUUCAAAGUCAUACAGAGGGGACCUCGGGUUAUCUGCCUCGUCCUUGAUGUCUCAGGAAGCAUGCAGGGUUCAAGAAUAAAAAACCAACACCAAUCUGCCACAGUUAUGUUAAACCAGUGUAUACAAGAAAAAGAGACUGUGGGGAUUGUGACAUUUAGUUCUGAUGCUCAAGUACUAAGCCCAUUGACUUUAAUAGAUGGACAGGCUUCAAGAGACAGUCUAAUAAACAAGUUGCCAACAGUUGCAGGCGGAUAUACUUACAUCUGUAAAGGACUCAAAAAAGGCUUAGAGCUCCUUCGAUCAAAUGAUAAGACAUCAAAUGGAGAUGAAAUAAUUUUUCUGACAGAUGGGGAAGCAACUGAUGAUGUUGGAGCUUGUUUACAGGAAGCUAUUGACAGUGGUGCAGUCAUUCACACUAUAGCAUUUGGCCCAGCUGCAGAUCCGGUACUGAAAACCAUGGCAGAGAAAACAGGGGGAUACUUUAAAGUAGCAGAUGAGUCUGUAGUUUCCAACGAGCUUCUGGAUGCCUUUUGCUCAAUUACAAUGUUCGAUGGGAAUCCGAUCACUCAGCCCAUUCAGCUUGAAAGCACUGCAAAGAAUGUUGCAGAUUGGUUUAAUGGAACAGUUCCCAUUGACCGGACUAUAGGAAAUAACACCGCCUUUACAAUCACCCAUGAAAGAAGUGCACCCACUGUGUACAUAAAGUCACCAAGUGGUUUGGUUUAUGACCAGAGAAACACCUCUAGCAUUGCUAGUACAAUCACUUUUACUGUUCCAGGAACUGCAGAGCCUGGAGACUGGAAAUACAGCUUCCUCAAUGAUGAAUCAACUGCUCAGGCAGUGAGUUUAAUAGUAAUGAGUCGAGCAGCCCGUGAAGAUGUUCACCCAGUCACAGUUACAGCCAGAAUGAACCAGCAGACCAGUGACGGCACUAAACCCAUGGUCGUGUUGGCUGAGGUCAGUCAGAAUUAUAAUCCUGUGGUGGGGGCCACUGUUUGGGCGAACCUGGCGUCAGACACUGGGCACUCAGUACAACUGGAGCUACUUGAUAACGGAGCAGGAGCUGAUGCUUUCAAAGACGAUGGUGUCUAUUCCAGAUAUUUUACAAAAUUAAAACGUGGAAAAUACAGUCUGAAAGUGAGAGUGGAAAAUCAACAUGGAGGAGUCCAACUUUCCUCACGCACACACAGUGGUGCUCUGUAUGUCCCUGGAUAUAUUGUGAAUGGUAAAGUGGAAUUAAACCCUCCGAAACCCACAAUAAAUGUGCCACCAGUAGAUGUGGGAAGCUUCACCAGAACUAUAACUGCGGAGAGUUUUGUGGUGGAAGCAGAUGGACCUUCAAACUUUCCUCCAAACAAGAUCACGGAUCUGACUGCGGAAAUACAGGAGGGCAUCGUGCUUCUCAACUGGACGGCUCCUGGUGAGGAUUUUGAUGAGGGAAAAGCGCAAUCCUAUGAAAUCAGAUGGAGUGGAGAUUUGAAGACACUUCAAAAUAACUUCAACAGCAUGAAUCUAGUGAACACUUCAGCACUUGUGCCUCAAGUGUCAGGAUCAGCUGAACAUCACUCUUUCAAGCCUAAUAUUACAAUUAAAAAUGGCAACACAGUUUUCAUUGCUGUUCAGUCACUGGACCAACAAUCAGCAAGGUCAGAGAUAUCAAACAUUGCUCGAGCAAAAAGUGAUACCCAAAGUCUCAGACCCUCACCCACUAACCCUACUCCUACCCCUAAUUCUAAUCCAAGUCUGAAUGUGAAUGCGAUCAUCAUCAUCUCAGUCUGUGUGGUGACCAUCGUUGCAUGUGUUUGAGCUGUGGUCAUCACAUAGACACUGAAACAAAAAAAUUAUGAUUAGUCCCUAGUUUAAUAGAACAAGGUCUACACCAAGACUACAAGCUUAAAUAUUCUAUUCUGAUUUAUUCCUCAAGUAUUUUUUCCUUUUAAUUUAAAUUUAUUAGAACCCCAAUUCCAAAAAAAAAUUAGGACACUGUGUAAAACAUAAAUAAAAAUGGAAUGUGAAGAUUUGCGAAUAUCAUAGAAACC
Neoarius graeffei (lesser salmon catfish) is the source of this 2954-nucleotide messenger RNA. RefSeq names its product calcium-activated chloride channel regulator 1-like. NCBI's taxonomy places the organism in Eukaryota, Metazoa, Chordata, Actinopteri, Siluriformes, Ariidae. The coding region runs from base 49 to 2721 and encodes 890 amino acids. The record is from RefSeq and is a predicted model, not a curated record. The transcript has 14 exons.